Syngnathus acus (greater pipefish) is the source of this 453-nucleotide messenger RNA. Its product is annotated as guanylate cyclase activator 2B-like. Bases 75 to 401 code for a protein of 108 amino acids. Lineage: Eukaryota; Metazoa; Chordata; Actinopteri; Syngnathiformes; Syngnathidae. Gene Ontology annotation, cellular component: extracellular region. Gene Ontology annotation, molecular function: guanylate cyclase activator activity. The record is from RefSeq and is a predicted model, not a curated record. The transcript has 3 exons.
CCUGCAGGAGGCACACGAGAAGAAAAACCCGCACCUGAAAGCAUCUCUGCGUUUUGGUCCUCAUCUCUCUCGCUAUGAAAAGUGUGGUGGCUCUCAUCUUGCUGUUGUGCAGUACAGCUUUAUGUGUGCAAGUCAAGGAUGGUGACAGAAGCUUCCCCUUAGAGGCCGUGAAGCAGCUGAAGGCCUUGAUGGACAGGGUGGGGGAGCGUCUCGGUCCGCAGCUCGCUCGCAGCCGCAGGGUGCUUGCCGUGUGCGCCGACCCCGUCUUGCCACGGGUCUUUUAUCCCACGUGCCGAGGCCAAGGUGCUGCAGGGGUCUUCUCCAGACUUGUGAAUGUUCUCAUAUCUUCUGACCCGUGUGAGAUAUGCGUCAACCCCUCGUGCUUUGGCUGUCUGCGCUGAGGCUGACUUUGUAAUAAAUAAUCAUCAUCUGCAAGCAACAAGAAAAUAAUGA